This is a messenger RNA of Uloborus diversus, 5031 nucleotides long. RefSeq names its product transmembrane protein 131-like (gene Tmem131). The record is from RefSeq and is a predicted model, not a curated record. Gene Ontology annotation, cellular component: membrane. NCBI's taxonomy places the organism in Eukaryota, Metazoa, Arthropoda, Arachnida, Araneae, Uloboridae. The coding region runs from base 1 to 5031 and encodes 1676 amino acids. The transcript has 33 exons.
AUGGCGCGGAUGUGUAUGUCAUCUAAUUCACAGCUAGGAAUGAUGAAAAACCAUAGAGUAAUACGAUUUUUGUUACUGUAUAAGGUCUUAGAGACUUUUUAUCGUAUCGGACAAACAGCUGAUGGUCGCACGCAUGCAUUUGUGCAUGUGGAUGGUGACCUGAGGUAUCUCAUGGAUGGUGUAUCCAUGGAUAUGGAAGAGUUUAUGCGAGAAGAAGACACAUCCGCCAUAAGUUUCACUGAUUUAAAUGAAGAAAACUUAAAUGCAUAUGCAAGUCCAAUAUCAUUUCAUCCUCCCAUGUUAAAUUUUCAUUUUCAUCCUGUGGGCAUGCCUCAUAUGGAACGUGUUAUUGUACAAAAUUUAAGUCCAGAUACUAGUAUACACAUGUUAUCAAUAUCUGGGAAUACAUUACAUACUCAUUGUUCAUUUUUUCAAGAAAAGGUCAUUCCUCCUGGGGGAAAUACCAGCUUUGAUGUUGUGUUAUUAGCCAGAGAGGAGGGUCCAGUUGAAGACACAUUAUUUAUUCAUACUUCAUUAGGCUCUUUUAAAUUUCAAGUUUCUGCAGUUGGAAUACGUAAUCCUUACAGAUUAAGGCCAUUUGUUGGUGUUAGAAUGCCUUUAAAUAGCAGUUUCUCACCUAUUAUUUACAUGCAUAACCCUCACAGUUCCACAUUACAGUUAACAGAAAUAUAUUCCAGUGGAGGGGAUUUACACUUGGAAUUACCUGAUGGUGAAAGUGAAGCUCCUAAAAAUCUUUGGGAAAUACCUCCAUAUGAAACAAGACCUGUCAUAAAAGCCAAUUUCAUUGCUAGGAUUGAAAAGAAUCACACUGCAUUUAUUCGAAUACGUACAAACUGUUCUGUACAAGAAUAUAUAUUACUGCCUGUGGAAGUUGAUGUUUCAUCAGCUGCUGGUAUUUAUUCACCUACUGAAGUUCUUGAUUUUGGUGUAUUAAGAAGUCAAGAUGAACCAAAAGUAUUAUCCUUGUCAUUACUUAAUUCUGGGCAAAAGCAUGUUCAUAUUGUGAAUGUUAUUGCCACGCCAGUUAAUGAAGCAGUUGAUGUAAAAUUUGUGCCUAUAAAGGUACCACCAGAUUCUGUAUUCAGUACGCAAAUAGCUACAAUUACUUUUAAUCCCUCAAGAGCACUUCAUCCAAAGCAGUGUUGUGGGAAAAUUGUUAUUAAAUCUAAAAAUAAUCAAUAUAAACUUCAAAUUCCUUAUCAAGUUCAGUUACUUAGAGGGUUUUUGGAAUACAAUAAAAACUGCACAAAAUUUUAUGUUGGUCUUCAAAAUAACAACAGCAUUCGUGAAUUUAAUAUUACGAAUAACUUUAAUGUUGUGAUAAUUAUAUAUAAAGUAUCAUUAGCCGAUGAAGCAAAGCUACAUUUUUCAAUAAAAAUGGCUGAACCUGUCAUAUUAAAGCCAGGGCAGUCUUCAUUUGUUGCAUUUUUAAAUUUUAAACCUUCCAUUCCUGAUUUACAGCUCAAUUCACAUUUUCGUCUUCAUACUAAUAUAUCUCAUUUUGACAUUCCACUUUUGUGCUUUACUGGACGUCUUAAAGUGUUUUUACCUCAUGCCAUUAACGAGAGCUUUAUUGAUUUUGGUACUCUUGGAAUGGGUGACAAACGUGCUAUUGUUUUUGCAGUAAUAAAUGAAAAUCCUGUUGAUGUAAAUUUGAAAUUUUGGGGUUCCAAUACUAGCAAAACAUAUGUUGAACUUGUCGGUGUUGAUAAAGGCAAUGCUAGCACUUUGGCUUGGCGGCAAAAUUUUUCUUCUAUGGCUCGUAGUCUUAUUCUUAAACCACAACAUUAUGCAAUAUUUAGAAUUGGAAUUACAGCACCGACACAUGAAGGAAUAUUUCAAGGGCAAGCUUUUGUUGAAACACAAUAUGAGAAAAUAAAUGUGCCAUUUAGCCUCAGAACUGCAAAAGGUGCUUUAAAAGUCGAGGAAAUAUUUUUUGAAAAUUCUUUUCCAGGUAAAAUUUCAACUCAAAGCUUAUAUGUUCAUAGUACAUUUUCACAUUCCAUGACAAUAACUGGAAUUAGCACUGUUCCAGAAGAUUCAAGAUUUGUUUUUGACUCUUUAAAGCAUGGAACACCUAUAUUGCAUCCUAAUUCAAAAAAUAUGGUUGGAAAAAUUCAUUUUGAUCAUAGAAAAUAUUGCAAGCAGAAGUGCUACAGCGGCUUACCUACUACUACAACAAUGGGUCAUCAGUGGCUAAUGGGAAUGGCUUUACCUCCUGAUGUUGCUGAGACAGAUAAAGAAUUGUUUCGUACAUUGUGUAAAAGAUGGCACAGUUUAAUAGAUCUAGAAGAAAAAACAACUAAUAUCACUUUGCGAAUCGAUACAACAGAAGUUCGUGGAUACUUUUUAAAAAUUCAUGCUUCAUUACAAUGGCCUCGAUUAUUUAGUAAAUACAGGUUAAAAUUUCCAGUAACGCAAAUUGGAAAUCGUACAGUUAAAGAUUUUACACUUGAAAAUCCUUCUAGCUUGCCUAUAUUAGUUCAAGUUGUACCAUUAUCAUUAUAUCCAAAUCCAACGCAAAUCAUCAAUGCUUUAAAAGAAAAAUAUGGGGAUGAUUUUAGCUCAAACAAUGUAAUAAAAGAUUCAGAUAUAUUUUCUUUAGAAGAUCUAGAAGAGAAUAAUCCUAAUCCUGAAAAUCAUAUCCCAGCAUACAGAAAAAGUUUAGAGGAGUUUUUUGGUAUACAGUCACAUAAAAAAAGUAUUGCAAUGUUACUUACUCCUGGCAUGAGAGUAAGGAUUCAGGUUGGCUUUACUCCUAAGGACAACUCAUUAAAAUCAUCUCUAAUUCUAAUAAGGAAUAAUUUAACUGUUAUGGAUGCUUUAAUUGUUCAUGGUCAAGGAGGAAAUGGUCAAAUUAAGUUUGGAAAUAUAUCUCCUGGAAGUGAUUCUAUUUUACUAUUUGAAUUAACUGAUCGUUCUCUAAAAGACUGUGAUAGCACUAAAUCUCCCAAGUAUGGUGCACCAAACUUUACGGUUCGUAAAACCUUUACUGCAAAAAACACUGGAGCCUUACCAAUAUAUAUUAAAGGCUUUGAUAUAAAUGGCAAGUCUUGUACAGGUUAUGGUUUCAGAGUUUUCAACUGCCAAGGAUUUGAGCUUAAACCAAAUGCUAGUCGAAAAAUUGAUAUUGCGUAUACUCCAGAUUUUUCUUCAACAAAUGUACAGAGAAUAUUAAACAUACGUACUAGCCAAGGUCCUCAAGGUCAAAAUUUACAAUACACUCUUAUUGCUACAAUUCCUAAGCAUCUGCUAACUUUAUGUUCAGAAGCAUUACCUAGGCCAUCUUGGGAGCAAUAUCUUUAUUUUGCUUUUCUUACUUUAUCAACCAUUAUGAUUAUAGCAGUAAUGAUAUGUGCUUACUUAGACAGCAAAAGAAUUCUACACAGUGUGUUUUUCCCCAUUAUUACUGUUGGAUUUCAUUCUGAAAAAAUGGAAAAAGAAAACUAUUUUAAUUUAAAUGCUCUUUGUACGAACAAUAAUGAUUCAAGCAGUUACAUAAAACAUAACAGUUAUCAAAGCGAUCAUCGUAAGAAAAAAGAUUGCUCCCCAGAACCUAUAAUUGUGGAGAAUGGCCCAAUAUUGAAUUCUAUGAAAAAUUCUACUGUACAUGGAUCAAAAAGAAAAGAAUCACUUAAUUCAAGAGAAAUAGAUGAUCAUAUUAGUGAAAACAAUAGGCAUGUAAGGAAAAGAAACUCUAAGUUAAAACAAAUGCUUGAAAAUUAUUCUUUAGAACCAGAUUUAGUCGAAAUUAAAAAAUCACAACCUAGGAAUAGUUGGACUCGUUUUUUAAAACCACCAUUUUCUUUUCAUUCAUGUUCAAAUAUAAAUAACAAGCCUAGUGUUGCCACACAGACUACUCCAGAUUCAGCAGAAGAUGAUGCUCUUAAAUCUUUAAAAGAAUUAGACAUUAUGGGUGAUCAAAAUAUAAAUUGUUUUAUCAAUAUUGAAAAUAAUGCUAGAUGUAAGACAAAGAAUAAAAAUGAAAGCAAAUAUUCUGAAUCUACAAGCUGUGUUAAAAAAUUAAAUGAUGUUUUACCUGAAGAAGAAACAUCCUCUACUACUACAGAAACAUCAACUACAGAGUCAGACAUUAGUGAAAAGGAUCACAGAUUGCCUGAUGUCUGUGUUACAUCUAAGCCUCCACCUAAAGUCCGAUAUUCAAAAAACAAAACAAGAGAAAGAAGUAUUGACAAUGAAACAAGAGUUUUAUCAAAAUCUUUAGAUCGUAUUGAAGGAGAAGGUUUCCAAUUAAGUUCUAAAAGCCGUGGACAUAAAAAGAUUAAAGUUGAUUCAAAAAAAGUUUUUGGUGGUGACAUACUUCAGCCAAGCUCUUUGGAACUACCUUAUAAACCUAAGCCAAAUGAAGCAGAUGAAAAAGAUGAACUGCUGGAUCGAUCAUGUUCCAGUGAUUCUCUUUCCUCUGCUUUAAGCUCUUCUCUAAAAUCAAAAGAUUCUUCUAGGUUCAAACGCUCUCAAAAUUGCUCUUCUCUCAGAAAUUCUAACAAACAUCCUACAGUGUUCCCUCCAAAUAUUUGGGGAUCUGACUCUUUCACACAGCUGGCUUCACCUGACACACAAGACCAACUUUCUGGUUCAAAAUUAAAACAUUGGAUGUUGCAAUCUACAUCGGUUUGCUCAUCUUCAAACAUAUCUCCUAUAUGGAGUAACAAUUCUGUUUGGAGAUCUGAUGAUGUUUGCUGGUCUUCUCCCUGUGAUGCUUGUGACUCUUUGAGUGUCCCAACAGAAAGUAUUGCUCUAGAAACUGAAAAAUCUGCAAAAUCAAAUAAGAUAACUGCUAUUGGAGAUUUCAACCCAUUUCAUACCCCAAAUCCUCUUUGGAUACCUCAGUCAAAUGAUAUAAAGGAAAAUUACACAGGCUCAACUGAAUCAAGCACAUGGUCUUUCAGUUUGUUUUCGGAUCCUUCACAUGGUUUAUCACCUGAAAGCUCUGUUGAUCAGUUUGAAAAUGAUGGAAUCGAAACUAGAAAUGCAAAUUCAUCAAGUUAA